This is a messenger RNA of Armigeres subalbatus, 1395 nucleotides long. RefSeq lists its product as uncharacterized. The record is from RefSeq and is a predicted model, not a curated record. Gene Ontology annotation, molecular function: nucleic acid binding. Lineage: Eukaryota; Metazoa; Arthropoda; Insecta; Diptera; Culicidae. The transcript is spliced from 2 exons. The coding region runs from base 1 to 1395 and encodes 464 amino acids.
AUGGUGGCUCCGUUGAAACCCCUUUCCAUUCCCCGAUUGGAAUUACAAGCAGCUGUUUUGGGCAGCCGUUUGCUGUCAUUCGUGCAGGAGAGUCAUAGUGUUAAAGUAAAGCAACGUUUUUUGUGGAGUGACUCCGCAACAGUAUUAGCCUGGUUACGGGCCGAUCAUCGCCGGUAUAAACAGUACAUAGCGUGUCGAAUUGGCGAGCUAUUAUCAACGACGGAUGUAGCAGAAUGGCGAUGGGUACCGAGCAAAAUCAAUCCUGCAGACGCUGCUACGAAGUGGAGUAAAAAUCCGUGCCCAAGUGUAAACGAUGAGUGGUUCAAAGGUCCAGAAUUCCUGCGCCUCCCCGAGAACAUUUGGCCGCAACAAGUAACAUGCUCAGCUCAACCUGAGGAAGAGCUGCGGCCAUGCUUCGUGAUCCAAGGAGGCACAAUUUCGGAUAGCAUAAUAGAGUUUACACGCUUCUCUAAAUGGAGGCGACUCCUAGGUACAGUGGCAUACGUACACCGGUUCAUAAAUAACUGUAGGCGUGUACGUCGUGGAGAAAGGUUUGAGUCCUUACCCUUAAGCCAGGAAGAGUUGAGAAGAGCGAAGAAUACGGUGAUACGGAUGGUUCAACAGCAGGUGUAUCCAGAUGAAAUGGCCUUGCUUUCUACUGGACGACAAGGGUUACCUAAACGAAGUAAUUUAUACCAGUUGACGCCAGCGGUAGACGAGUGUGGAGUGCUGCGCCUAGACGGAAGAAUUGGAGCUGCUCCGUAUGUGUCAUUCGACGCUAAGUUUCCGGUAAUUCUCCCGAGAAAACAUCCAGUAACAAAGUUAAUCGUGGAGGAAUUUCAUCAGAUGUACAAUCACGGCAAUUCGGAAACGGUUGUAAACGAAGUUCGACAAAUUUAUCACAUCGUACGACUAAGGACAGUAGUGAAGCAAAUUGCCGCUUCGUGUCAGUGGUGUAAAGUGAAGAAGGCAAGCCCGAAGAUUCCACGAAUGGCACCACUGCCUUUGGCACGUUUGUCGUCGUUUACUCGGCCAUUUACGUACACCGGAAUCGACUACUUUGGGCCACUGCUAGUGAAACUAGGAAGGAGUGCGGUUAAGCGGUGGAUCUGCUUGUUCACCUGUCUCACCACCCGUGCCGUCCAUGUCGAGGUUGCCCAUAGCCUAUCUACGCCAUCGUGUGUGAAGUGCGUUCGUCGAUUUGUUUGCCGCCGUGGAGCGCCAGCUGAAAUCUACACGGAUAACGGCACCAAUUUUCAUGGAGCAGAGCGUAUGUUGCGUGAGCAACUAGAAAAAUUGCAUAUAGAUACGGCAGCGACCACCUCACAUGGGCGGGGCGUGGGAGAGGAUGGUUCGGUCGAUAAAGUCGGCCAUGGAAGCAGCUUACAGCAGUGA